UUGAGGCGCCAGCGCUCAAGGGACUGGAAAGAAAAGCAGUGAGCAUGGCAGGUGGAGGGGAGGGAGAGAGCAGUGGGGACGAGCUGGGGCUGGCCGGUGCCCUGGAAGCUCAGCACGCGAGGGAAGCGCUCCAGGUGCCAGCAGCAAGCAACUCCUCCAAUGCGGACAAGCGCUGCGACCCCAGGGGGAGAUGCCUGGCGCCUGGACAGGACCUUGGGGUGGAGGGGGUGGGUGAGCAGCGGAAAGCCUGGCAGGGGACAGUUCACCAGAGAAGAGCGUGAGAGGAGAGGCGGGAAAGGCAGGGAUGAGGCUUCUCAGGAAUUCCACCCCCAGGAGACCCGGGUCCGAGGGGAGGAGGAGAGGCGGCCAGAGGACCCAAGCUUCUCAGGAGCAGGAACGAGGGCGGCGGAAACAGAAGACAGCGCCGUGGAGGAGGGAGACCACGAGGCGGAAGAAAGCGUGGGCAGAGCAAGCGACCCCGCAGGCGCGGGGCGUGAAACAGCACCCACGUGCUUCCGUCACAACAGGGGGAUGCUGCCACAGCGGGGGCAGGAAACACGCGACGAGGCCACUGGGCCCGAGCCCGAGGUCGCCCGGGCCCCCUCUCUCUGCAGAGGAUGCCCUGCCGUCUUCCUGCUCCAGGCAUCCUCUCCGGCCAAAGGCCGUCCCUGGGCUGUCGCAGGGAACCCGGCCGGCCCUGCCUCACCCUCCGCGGAAGCCGGGACCCACGCGUUAGUGAUCGCGCGACAGCAUCGCUGUCUUUCUCUGCAGCACCUACGGGACCUACGCCAGGAAGCCGGCCCCUCCUCACCAGUCAGACCCAGCAAGGUGUUGCCUCCGGCCUACUCAUGCCAACUCAAUGCUCGCCGUCUCUUCAUGCUCGUUGUCCACCGUUCCCACCGGGGCCUCUAA
Molecule: messenger RNA, 912 nt
Organism: Phacochoerus africanus (Common warthog)
Lineage: Eukaryota; Metazoa; Chordata; Mammalia; Artiodactyla; Suidae
Exons: 3
Coding region: 160-912 (250 amino acids)
Source: RefSeq, a predicted model, not a curated record